Messenger RNA from Volvox carteri f. nagariensis, 2362 nucleotides. RefSeq lists its product as uncharacterized. The record is from RefSeq and is a predicted model, not a curated record. Lineage: Eukaryota; Viridiplantae; Chlorophyta; Chlorophyceae; Chlamydomonadales; Volvocaceae. The coding region runs from base 51 to 1907 and encodes 618 amino acids. The transcript has 11 exons. Gene Ontology annotation, biological process: prolyl-tRNA aminoacylation. Gene Ontology annotation, cellular component: aminoacyl-tRNA synthetase multienzyme complex; cytoplasm. Gene Ontology annotation, molecular function: proline-tRNA ligase activity; ATP binding.
UCAGGGUAGGACGCGUAGUAUCCUACCAACACAGCGACUGAUCGCUGUGUAUGCUGACACGCCUUUGCCUGCUUGGUUCCAAGAGGUUUUUAGGGGCCUACCCUUCCACAGCCCCUUUUCAUUGUCUAGGUUUCGCCUUCAACAACAGCUUUGAGCUUAAGAGCUUUCGUUGCAUAGGCCUGCCUGUUACCCUUACGGAGCUACAGCAACGUUACACGAUGGCCAGCACGGAAGAGACCGUUCCGGCGGCGGAGCCCACGCCAGCUGCGGAGCCAGCUGCGGAGCCCACCCCUGCUGCUGAUGCCGCCCCCGCGGCCGGGGCUCCCAAGGAGAAGAAGGAGAAGGCUCCCAAGGAGAAGAAGGAGAAGCCUAAGAAGGAGCCCAAGCAAGAGCAGGGAGAUGGCAAGAAGGCAGCGGCCGGCGGCGGUGACGCUAAGGGGCUCGGCCUUAAAAACAGCAAGAAGGACAACUUUGGCGAGUGGUACAGUGAGCUGGUGGUGGCUUCGGAGCUGAUCAGCUACUAUGAGGUGUCGGGUUGCUACAUCCUGCGGCCGUGGGCCUACGCCAUGUGGGAGAUGGUGCAAGGCUGGUUUGACAAGCGCAUCAAGCAGCUGGGCGUGCAGAAUUCGUACUUCCCUCUGUUCAUCACGGAGGACGUGCUCAACAAGGAGAAGGACCACGUCGAGGGCUUUGCUCCCGAGGUGGCCUGGGUGACCAAGUGCGGCAACAGCACUAUGGAGAAGCCCAUUGCCAUCCGGCCCACUAGCGAGACGGUGAUGUACCCGUACUUUGCUCAAUGGAUCCGCAGCCACCGCGACCUGCCCCUGCGCCUCAACCAGUGGACGAACGUGGUGCGCUGGGAGUUCAAGUACCCGACGCCCUUCAUCCGCAGCCGCGAGUUCCUCUGGCAGGAGGGGCAUACCGCCUUCGCCACCCAGGAGGAGGCAGCGCGCGAGGUGCUGGACAUCCUGGAGCUGUACAGGGGAGUGUACGAGGACAUGCUGGCGGUGCCGGUGACCAAGGGCAAGAAGUCCAAGAAGGAGCAGUUCGCUGGCGCCUUCUACACCACCACUGUGGAGGCCUACAUCCCCGAAACUGGACGCGGCAUCCAGGGCGCCACUAGUCACUGCCUGGGCCAGAACUUCUCCAAGAUGUUCGGCAUCCAGUUCGAGGAUGAUGACCGCCAGAAGCAGUACGUGUGGCAGAACAGCUGGGGCCUUACCACCCGUUCGUUAGGUGUCAUGAUCAUGACGCAUGCGGAUGACAAGGGCCUGGUGUUGCCGCCCCGCGUGGCGCCCAAGCAGGUAGUCAUCAUCCCCAUUCCCAAGGCCUCGACAACGCCGGAGACGGUGCAGGCCAUGAUGGAGAAGGUUACGGAGCUGGCGGAGGCCCUGGAGAAGGCUGGCGUGCGUGUGGUAACGGACACGCGCGUCAAUUACACCCCUGGCUGGAAGUACAACCACUGGGAGCUCAAGGGCCUGCCGCUGCGCAUGGAGCUGGGGCCUAAGGACAUGGAGAACAGCGUGGUGGUGCUGGCGCGCCGCGACACGGGUGCCAAGGAGGCAGUGCCGUGGACUGACGUUGCCGCCCGCGUGCCGGCGCUUCUGGAGACGAUCCAGGCCGACAUGUUUGCCGCGGCCAAGGCGCGCACCGCCAACUGCACUGAGGUGUGCCACAGCUUUGAGGAGUUCAUGACAGCGCUCAACAACAAGCACAUGGCGCUGACGCCCUGGGCUGACGAGGAGGAGAUUGAGGAGGAGGUGAAGAAGAAGAGCACCACGCCGGACGCGAUGGGCGCCAAGACCCUGUGCCUGCCAUUCGAGGCGCCCCCGCUGCCGGAGGGCACCAAGUGCUUCUACAGCGGCAAGCCCGCCAAGAACUGGGCAUUGUGGGGCCGCAGCUACUGAGCGAGCGAAUGUGCGAGCGAGCAAGCGCGAUCGUGUUUUCCUUGGUCGGCUGUCAGCUGCGCAAGCUCUGGGGCCUGGAGUUGGUCCAUGGCAUGGUAGGGCAACGUGACGUGCACUGGUGAACGCUUUCGACUGUAGACUUGACAGCCCCUAAACGAUUGGGGACUUGUGCUGCUGGGCGGCUACGUUGUGAGCUAUAAGAGGUGACAAGGCCCUACUAGUGGAGAGCCUUUGAGCUGAUUGGGUUCUGGUGCGGAUGGGGUCGCAAUUAUCAGCUGGUACGAAGUGGUCACCUGCAUGUCACUGAAGAAGGGGCAGCGAAUCAACGCUUGGACUAGGUGGUUGCUGUUGGAGGGAUUAUAUGGGUGUUUUACUCGUGACCUUUGAGCGCGCGCGCGCGCGGUACCUUCAAUGCGACUGCUAUGAGCCGCACGUUUUGUAAUCAAAAAACGUAC